AUGUCUGCGCCUGGCGGGGCCCCGAGCCCUGCUCCGCGAAGUGGGAGUAUGGGCCCCGGUGCUGGUGUACCGAUGCCUUCCCAUCAACAGCAGAUGGCUUCAACACCUGUUGGAGCGCCAACCCCGGGUCCUGCUCCACCACCCAGCGGAGCGAUGUCGCAACAGAACCUGAACCAAAUUGUCAUCGACUAUCUCGCUAAGAAGGGAUACAGUCGGACAGAGGCCAUGCUUCGUAUGGAGUCUGCCAAUCAAGAGAUAGAUGGCCGGCCCUUGCCUCCCUUGGGAGAAGAUGCUCGUCCUAAGUACAGGACUGGUUUUGAUUUACUCAAGGUCUGGGUUGAGGAUAAUCUAGACUUGUAUAAGCCGGAACUAAGACGUGUUCUGUGGCCGCUUUUUGUUUAUUCUUUCUUGAAUAUGGUGACCUCUUCAUACACACCAGAAGCUAAGCAGUUCUUUGAAGCCAACAAAAAUCUAUUCUUGCCAGAGCAUAUGGAGGAUGUGCGGGUCUUGGAGCCUAUCAGUCUACCCGAGCACGUACAAGAUAAUUCGAUUGCCAAGUUAUACCGUGGCAACAAGUAUCGCCUAGUGCUCAGCAAUCCUGCGUUUGGCAGCUUGAUGCAAUUUCUUGAAAGCAAACAGAAGGAAGGUGGUUCGGUCAUGUCGGCGAUCUUAAGCAGCUUUUGCACCAUUAUCACCAAAGAGCGGGCCGCCGAUGAUAGGUUCAGCUUUGCGGCGAUGCUCACCCAAGCUGGUAUGGGACAGAGCGUCCCCACCGAAGACGAGGGUAUUCCGGGUCACCACCCUGGCUCUGCAUACACCGGCGAUAAUCCUGCGAUGGCUGGUACUUUGCCUCGACUCAAACUAGCGAAACUUUCCAUGGAGCAGGAUCUCGAAGGUGAUGUGCGUGCGGAGCUCGCAGACGAAGACGCAAAGAUUCCCCCAGCACCUGGUCAAAACACCUUAGUACAGGAGCUUGACCAAAUGAUCAAAAAAGAGGAUGACGAUGAAGCUCCGACUCGCGCCGAUAUUCCAUACCCUCCGUCGACUGCCCGCGAUGUGGCCAUCGAGGUGCAGAAAGUCAAAGAGAACCGUGAUAGGUUCCGAAUUGAAUCUAGGACCGGGGGUGUCGGUCCUGCCGUUAGUGUCUGCAUGUUCACUUUUCACAACACCUAUGAUGGGGUCAAUUGUCUAGAUUUUUCGGACGAUAAUCUACUCGUUGCAGCUGGUAUGCAAGAGUCAUACAUCCGUGUUUGGAGUCUAGACGGAAAGAAGAUCACCUCAGCAGAUGACAGGGUGGACGACCACCCAACGAAUUCGCGCCGUCUAAUCGGACACUCAGCGCCAAUAUACGCAGUCUCUUUUGCCCCAUCCGCAACUCCCAGCGAAAAUGCCGUGGCGCCAACAAAUGCCCGCUGGUUGCUUUCAUCCUCUGCAGACAGAACCAUUCGACUCUGGUCCCUCGACCUAUGGCAAUGUAUGGUUGUGUACAAGGGCCAUGAUCAACCAGUAUGGGAUCUCCAAUGGGGUCCCUUCGGCCACUACUUCGUUUCUGGAGGUCACGACAAGACAGCCCGUCUCUGGGUAACAGACCAUAUUCGUCAACAACGCAUUUUUGUCGGUCACGAUGAUGACGUUGACUGCGUCUGCUUUCAUCCAAACUCUGCUUAUAUUUUCACCGGUAGCUCCGACCAUACAGUGCGCAUGUGGGCCGUAACAACAGGUAAUGCAGUCCGCAUGUUCACCGGUCACACUGGCAACAUCACAGCGCUUGCUUGUAGCCGUGACGGCAGAACCCUCGCAUCAGCAGACGACCACGGUUCCAUCUUGCUAUGGGACCUAGGACCCGGCCGCCUCCUCAAACGCAUGCGCGGCCACGGGAAGGGAGGCAUCUGGUCCCUCAGCUGGAGCGUAGAAUCGAACGUUCUCGUCUCCGGCGGCGCAGACGGCACAGUCCGCGUAUGGGAUGUCACUGGCCCAGCUCAAGACUCAUCGCAGGGUCGAGUCGUCGGGGAAGGCGGCGCAGGCACGAAGAUCGAUGGGGCCUCCAGCUCCGCGAAUGCCACACAGACGUCAAGCACCGUCGGCCCCGGGAUGGGCCACGGAAAGAAAAAGGGUAAAGAUGUUGUCGUCUCGCCGGACCAGAUCAGUGCUUUCCCAGCCAAGAAGAGUCCCGUGUAUAAGGUGAAAUUCACCAACAUGAACUUGAUUAUUGCUGGUGGCGCUUAUCUUCCUUGA
Messenger RNA from Aspergillus puulaauensis, 2235 nucleotides. RefSeq names its product putative transcription initiation factor TFIID subunit (gene TAF5). Bases 1 to 2235 code for a protein of 744 amino acids. The record is from RefSeq and is a predicted model, not a curated record. Gene Ontology annotation, cellular component: transcription factor TFIID complex. Gene Ontology annotation, molecular function: protein binding; RNA polymerase II general transcription initiation factor activity. Gene Ontology annotation, biological process: transcription initiation at RNA polymerase II promoter. The transcript has 5 exons. Lineage: Eukaryota; Fungi; Ascomycota; Eurotiomycetes; Eurotiales; Aspergillaceae.